Messenger RNA from Eleginops maclovinus (Patagonian blennie), 2721 nucleotides. RefSeq names its product NADPH oxidase 1 (gene nox1). Lineage: Eukaryota; Metazoa; Chordata; Actinopteri; Perciformes; Eleginopidae. Gene Ontology annotation, molecular function: superoxide-generating NAD(P)H oxidase activity. Bases 169 to 1869 code for a protein of 566 amino acids. The record is from RefSeq and is a predicted model, not a curated record. Gene Ontology annotation, cellular component: plasma membrane; NADPH oxidase complex. The transcript has 13 exons. Gene Ontology annotation, biological process: defense response; superoxide anion generation.
UCCUGAACAACGCAUUUGCUCAUGCCUUUAGUUGUGCUUCCUGUUGUGAGAAUUACACCUGCAGAAGAGGGAGGAGUCCGGGUUGAUGGGUGAGAGAUAAAAGCGCAGACGGGCUGAAGAUGCAGAAAAGCUUUCGCUGCUGCUGUGGGUCCACAUAAAGCGCUCAACAUGGGCAACUGGAUUAUCAACCAUGGGCUCACAUCCUUUAUACUGGUGGUCUGGAUGGGCAUCAACAUCUUCCUCUUUGUUUGGUUUUACCUAUUCUACGAUUUGGGGGAUUCGUAUUACUACACACGUCAUCUUUUAGGGUCUGCCUUGGCCUGGGCCCGAGCUCCAGCCGCUGUCCUGAACUUUAACUGCAUGCUGAUCCUGCUGCCCGUGUGCAGGAACCUGUUGUCUCUGCUCCGAGGAUCUUUUGUGUGUUGCGGAAGAACAAUGAGGAAACAACUGGAUAAAAAUCUGAGUUUCCACAAGCUGGUGGCGUACAUGAUAGCUCUGAUGACAGCCGUUCACAUGAUCGCCCACCUGCUGAACGUGGAGUGGUACAACAACAGCAGGCGAGGAGGUUACGACAAACUGAGCACCGCUCUGUCCAACCUGGAGGACACAGAUAACACCACCUACCUGAACCCCAUCCGCAAAACAGAUGUUGAUGCUCAGCAGACUCCGACCUACUUCGUCUUCACCACCAUCGCCGGCCUGACGGGGGUCAUAAUCACUCUGGCCCUCAUCCUCAUCAUCACCUCCUCCAUGGAGGUCAUUAGACGCAGCUACUUCGAAGUUUUCUGGUACACACACCACCUCUUCGUCAUCUUCUUCGCUGGUCUCGUGUUUCACGGAGCUGGGUUCAUAGUGAGGAAACAACUGACAACAGAUCCACCGCACAACUACACCCUAUGUAAAGACCGCAGUGAGGAGUGGGGACGGAUUCCUGAGUGUCCCAUCCCCAAGUUCGGAGGAGGGCCUGCCCAGACCUGGUGGUGGGUGAUCGGUCCGAUGGUUCUGUACCUGUGUGAACGUCUGCUGCGUUUCAUUCGUUACAUGCAGACAGUUCAAUACAGGAAGAUCGUGAUGCAUCCAUCCAAGGUGCUGGAGCUGCAGCUGGUCAGGGACGGGUUUAAGAUGGAGGUGGGUCAGUAUGUCUUCCUCAACUGCCCGGCCAUCUCGCAGCUGGAGUGGCACCCGUUCACCAUGACCUCCGCCCCCGAGGAGGAUUUCUUCAGCGUCCACAUCCGCUCAGCCGGGGACUGGACCGACAGACUCAUAGACAUCAUGCAGCAUCUACCAGAGGGAGCACAGGGGCCCAAGAUGGGAGUGGACGGCCCCUUCGGCACAGCAAGUGAGGACGUGUUCGACUAUGAGGUCAGCAUGCUGGUUGGAGCUGGCAUCGGCGUCACUCCAUUCGCCUCCAUCCUCAAAUCCAUCUGGUAUAAAUUCAAAACCUCCAACCCUAAUUUACACACCAGAAAGAUCUACUUUUACUGGCUCUGCCGGGAAACACACGCCUUCGAGUGGUUUGCCGACCUGCUGCAGGUGCUGGAGAGAGAGAUGGAGGAGAGAGGAAUGGGGGAUUUCCUCACCUACAAACUCUACCUGACUGGCUGGGAUCAAAGCCAUGCGACUCAUGCUUGGGUUCACUUUGACGAUGACACAGACGUGGUCACUGGCCUCAAACAGAAAACACAUUAUGGCCGACCCGUCUGGGACAAGGAGUUCGAACAAGUCUGCAAAGAAAACCCAGCUUCUACAGUUGGAACUUUCUUGUGUGGCCCUGCAGUUUUGGGAAAGGUCCUGGAGAAGAAAUGUGCCAACUUCUCAGAUGUGGAUCCCCGGAAGACCAGAUUUUACUUCAACAAGGAGAACUUCUGAGCAAAGACAGCAGGUGUUCCUUUCACAGAGGAAGUUAUUGACAAUGCUGCCUGAAAAUCUGCAGCACUUGCUGGGUGUGUUUCGACACUUCAGGUCCGACGGCACGUCGUCCAAAAGGCAGGGCAUUUUGGUUUUAUAGCACCACUCAGGGACAGACUCUUCCCACGUUUUCAGCCAUGAGUAAUUGUCUCUUAAUUACUAUAACCGUCAGUGAAACUCAGAUGUUUACUCAUCAAUACAUUGCAAGGAAUUAUUUGACUAUUACAAGACAUCAGAAACACCAAGGUUGUGUCUCAGUUUACUUGUCGGGAGCACAUGAUGUGGAAAACUACUUUACCAUAAAGACUAAAUAAAUCAAGAUCAACAUUUUAAAUGUACAAAUAAUUACUUGUCUAAAUGUCAGAUUUGAUUUUUUAUUCAAUUUACAUCUACAUACAAUAAGGAAAAACUGAAAAAGGGGGCAUUUUUUCUUGUAUAGUUACAUGUCAUGAGUGAUUAAAACAUGUUAUUUUCUGUGGGUUGAUUCAGGUUUUUCUUAAUUGAAACCCGACACCCCGACCCAACAAUCAAAUUCCCUGUAAAUAUCACACUGAGUUCGUGACACUUGUCCAAAGCUUUACUGCUUGAAUAAAUACAUUUCUUGGAAGGAAAUACAAUCUUUAUAACGCUUCAACUGCACUCAUAUUUCCUUGUUAUAGUGAUAAGAAAAAUAGGAGGAAGACUUCCUGUCACGUAUCUUCUUGGUUAAUCAUUUUCCAACGUAGUGGAAGAUUAUUUUUCAGCAUUUGCUACCCCACCUACCCAUCUUGUAUAUUUCUCAACUUGUUUUAAAUAAAUGAAUGUAAGAAUGUA